AGUCCCUUGGCAAUUUCAGUGUUUAGUAGGGUUUUCUUAUUUGCGGUGUGAACCGUGUCAUUUUAAAUUUGUGCUAUUAUUUAAAUUUUGAAUAUUUUUUACGCCUAGUUAUAAAAGCUAAGCUUAAAUUAAGCGUUGAGGUGUUAUAUUCAAAUAUUUACAGUGGCUUACAGUGGUUUUCAGUGCGUUUGCUGGAAAUUUAUCUAAAUACUGACUAAAUGGCUGCAGAAGAUUUCAAAUCGUUGCUACAAGUAUCUCCUGCUCUUACCAAUGAGUUACUCAGUGAGGCCCUCACAGACUGGUUUAAGGAACCAGUCACUUUUACACACUGGGAGUACGUCGGUGACACAGGAAAAGGCGACUCGUAUUUGAGCGAAGUUAUACGAAUCAAAAUCUACGGCGAUGCCAAAGGAACGUCAAAACUUGUACAAGUCGUCCUCAAGAACAUACCCAAGAACGUGUGCAGGCGUCUCACAUACCGAAGCGAUGAAUUCUUCAGAAACGAGAUCAACUUCUACCAAAAAGUCAUUCCGAAACUACUAGAAUUUCAGGCAACCAAAAAUAUUGCAGACCCUUUUACGGGGUUCACGAAAUUGUUCCUAGCGUACAGUGAUGGACUGAAUGACGUUAUAUGCCUUGAAGAUGCAAACGUAGAGGGUUUCGGCACCCAUACUUUGCGCCAAGAGGGAAUAGACUACGAUCACUGCAAGGUCACAAUGAAAACUUUGGCACAAUUUCAUGCCAUAUCCUUCGCAAUGAGGGACCAAAACCCCAAAUUGCUGAACAGGUUGAGCGACGCAGUGUUCGAUACAUACUACGAUCCUAGACUCUGGGAUUGGUAUAAGAGGUUCUGGAAAAGGAUUUGUGGUAUUGCAAUCGACGCUGUAGAAAAGGAAUACCCGAAUUCCAUAUAUUUGGAGAAAGUCAAGAAGUUUGCUGUACCGGAGCGGUAUGAAGACAUGAUUAGAGCUGUAAGGGAUAAAAGCAAUGCAGUUAUGUCUCAUGGCGAUUCGUGGACGAACAAUUUCCUGUUUAAAUAUGAAGGCAAUCGUCCGGUGGACGCUAAGAUCAUCGACUUCCAGCUAACGAGAUGCGCUAGUCCGGUAUUAGAUGUGGUAUUCUUCAUAUACGCUUGCACGGACCAAGUGUUGAGGGAGAAGUACUACGAUGAACUCCUCCAGUAUUACUACGAGGUACUGUCUGCACGGAUAAGGGAGUUGGGAACCGACCCCGACCGGGUGUACUCUCGGGAGACGUUCAUGGAGGAAGUUAAGAAGUACUCCUACUUCGGGCUGGCUUUCAGCUUCGAGUCCACGCCGUUUAUUGUGCUAGCACCGGAAGACGCUGUCAAUAUGAAUAUGGAGGGCGAUAAGAAGUUGAACAUCGAGGACUUCUGGCAAAUACCACCGUUCAAGACCAAGGAGGGUCGGCUGCGGGAGGCCAACAAUGUCGUGCAUUGCGUAGACCGGGGCUACAUAUAAUAACCCUUGGGCAAUAAUGUACUAUGUGCUAGAGUCGUCGCAAACCGCCUUGUGGCCCAUUGGGCUGCAAGUGACAAUUGUAACUAUGCAGUUCGCGGCAAAAGAAACAGUGCGAUUUCCUUCCAUAUUAUGGUUUUACUUAACUGGCAAAAAAGUUUUACCAUCCAGGGUGCCACCCAAACGUAUGCCAAAAAAUUCAUUUAAAUCGGUCCAGUGGUCUAGGAGGAGUUCACGCACACAAGAAAUAUAUAUAUAUAUAUAUAUAAAGAUAAUAAUCAAUAAUGUAUUGACUUCGAGCAAGCGAAUGAACGAUGCAUCUUUCCCACUGCCCAGGUAUUCCCCCUGUAUGAGUUACUCCUGACACUGUCGCCAGACGACACGGGGAAAUCCCUCGAAGAGGCCUAUCAUUAGUGUUUUUUAGUUAAAGAUUAAUACUAGCAGAUGUUCUUUAAAGGGAGUAUCAAAGGGCAUUAGAUAUUAUCACAUUACAAAAAAGGGUUUGCUAAGUUUCAUACCUGAAACCAGUACUGCUACAGUACAAUACCUAUAAAUCAAUCGGAUGUAUGUUCAAUGUAUUCGAAAAAGGCCGAAAUCAUUAUUCUGCAAUGCUUUUGCCAAACUCGUGGCCAUAGCGUGCGCGUGAGUUUACUGGACAUGACUGCUCUAGCUUAUAGUACAUUAUUACUCAAUGUGACAUAGUAUGUUUGUCAUCAUCAUCAUAUCAACCCAUUACCGGUCCACUACAGGGCACGGGUCUCCUCCCACAAUGAGAAGGUGUUAGGGCCGUAGUCCACCACGCUGGCCCAGUGGAUUUGGAUUAUGUAUGUAGAAAGGUAAUUUGUUAGCUGAAUCCCGUGAUUUCAAAAAGCCAUAGUAUAAUACGGAUAUGAAGCAAAAAAAAUAAUUUUACUGUGGAUGUUUGUAGGUUUGAAUUUAUCUAUAUCGUUCUUCUUCUUUUUGGUUUAUUGGUUCUGCGCGCUGAGCGAUUGAACCAUUGUCAAGUGCUUAUUCUGUGGUCAAGUGUUCAUCUAUAUCGUUUACUACGUAUAAUACGCAAUAUAGAUGUUUAGUUCUGUUUUAAAAUUUCAAUAUAUCUAGCUUUUUUUUUAAUUUUUAAUCGAUAGCAGUGGUGUGAUUGCAGUCAAGGGCUAACUUGUAAUGAAAUAAAAAAAAAAUAUAUAAACAUGUUUUUUACGCAAAGAGACAGGAAAAGGAUUAUAACACAAGCACCUCUUUAUAACCUAAAAAAUGUAAUCUACGCGAAAUAAUCACGGGUAAAAGCUAGUAUUAGUAGAUAAUCAAUUUUUAUUUUUUAUUUUAAUAGAAGAAUUAAUUAUUAUAAAGAAUUAUGUCAUUACGUUAAUUAUGAAGAUAUUAAAAUGUAUUACUAUGUUUAUAUUGUAUUAAUAAUUAAUCGUUGACUUUAUACAAAUUUUAUUGUCCGGAAUCACUAUGUGCUGUUUUUAGCAUUCUUAAAAAGAGUAAACCCAAGUGUUAAUUUCUGGUAAAAGAUAUCUUGUGAGAUUUAGUGCACUUUUAUGCUCGACCGUGUAUAUUUACUUUAAUGCCGAGGAACAGAGACAAAAGUUAAGAUUUUUAAAAUUUUAAAUAGAUAAAAAAAAUUCUAAAUUUUUAACUAUAAUAAUGGUAAACAAAAAUAGAUAUUGAUACGAGUCUUCUGUUUUAAUAAUAUUUUAAACAUACUUAAGGAAUGUCCCGCAUAUGUCCACUUUGUCAGUUAUUUGAAGCAUAAACAACAGUUUGUAGGCUGACAGUUAGCUUAAACAAGGACUUUAUUAGUAUGAGGCUAUAUAAUAAUAUAUAUAAGUUUAACUUUCACUGAAAUUGAAAUGAGUAGAAACUUAACACUAUAAAUUAAAUUUAAAAAUAAAGUUAUAAAAGAAAUCAAUUGUACUUUCAUAGUAAAGUAACUUUUAAGACUGACUUUUAAAAUCCAAAUGACUGUUAUGACAAAAUUGUUUAUUAUGAAUAACCGAGACAUAAAUGUAAACUUUCAGUUAAUGUAUAAUUAAACAUUUUCUUAUACUAGCAAGGCAGUCUGAUAGAAAGGAUGUUGUAAUAAUCACAAACAAAAUAAAACAAAAAUUAAUUCGAAAUG
This is a messenger RNA of Pararge aegeria (speckled wood butterfly), 3600 nucleotides long. RefSeq lists its product as uncharacterized. Lineage: Eukaryota; Metazoa; Arthropoda; Insecta; Lepidoptera; Nymphalidae. The record is from RefSeq and is a predicted model, not a curated record. The transcript is spliced from 5 exons. The coding region runs from base 219 to 1481 and encodes 420 amino acids.